AUGGGCGCGCCUGAAGCCCGCCUGGAUGCCACGUGGUCUCACGCCCACGAUGAAAUCCUCCUGCCGCCUCUCGUAACCUCUCAGCAACACGCCUCUCGUAACCUCCCAGGGCUUUCCUCGCCUGCAGUAUACAGUCAAGGUGACUUGUGGAUACUGCCAGGGCAGGAAGACCACCACGAUGAAAACGUGGGGCGGGAGACUCCUGCUCCGGCACCCCAGCCGCAGCCUACCGUCCCCCCUGUGCCAGCUGCCAGUCCCCCCGCUGUCACUGGGUCGACCCCUGUCCUCAAUCAGAUCCUCGCUGCGGUCAUCCAGCUGCAGGAGACGCUGGCUGCGACGAUCUCCAGGGUGGCGGCCUUGGAGCAGCGAGUCUCCACGCCCCCGCCUGCGCGUGAGCUCCCCUCCAUCCCAGCCCCUGCUCCAUCCUCAGCCCCGGCCCCAUGCCCUGCCCUGCCGUCUGCUGGUGAGGCUAUGGACGCCGAUAGUGGGGACAGUGUGGUUCCCCCUGAGGGCCAGAUGCCGAACACCCCUGCAACUCCACCGGCUGUGGUGACUGCAGCUGCCAAGGGAACGGCCGAACCCCGCCAUGGCCAGACGGGUCCUUCAACUUCACCUGCUGAUCCUCCACCGCAGUGGGAGACCACACUCCAGGUGCUGCUGGCGCAGUUUGAUUCCCUGACUCAGCAGGUGGCCGAGCUCCAUCACCGGAUCACCCCACUCCUUGACCGACAACCACCCCCUCCUGACCAGUGA
Messenger RNA from Eriocheir sinensis (Chinese mitten crab), 753 nucleotides. RefSeq lists its product as uncharacterized. The coding region runs from base 1 to 753 and encodes 250 amino acids. Lineage: Eukaryota; Metazoa; Arthropoda; Malacostraca; Decapoda; Varunidae. The record is from RefSeq and is a predicted model, not a curated record. The transcript has 2 exons.